Menidia menidia (Atlantic silverside) is the source of this 1146-nucleotide messenger RNA. NCBI's taxonomy places the organism in Eukaryota, Metazoa, Chordata, Actinopteri, Atheriniformes, Atherinopsidae. The record is from the annotation of a GenBank genome assembly.
UUGUUCACGUCACUCCGAAUUUUCGGGAGAAUCGCGGAGGAAGGAGGGGAGAGGACCGCCAUUUUCCCUGGAAGAGGGGGAGGCUGUGGCUGGCUGCUGCCCCAGCCGGAGGACCAGAAGCCCGGGGAGAGGGGGCUCAACAAAGACCCGGAGAGGGCUCAUGUGAUUGGCUGCCGCACGUCACGUGAUCAGUGCGUUCGCGAACGACUGGCCAAAAGACUGUUGCUGGUAGAGGGAGCAGUACCAACUAUCCGUUGCAAGGAGACAGACACAGUAACUGGCUGUCCACCGAGAAGAACCAGAGUAGCCAUGUCGAGAAGAAGGUGGUCUGAAGAGGACGGAGAGUUCACGUUGGGAGGAGCCAGAGAGGGGCUCCGGUCCAAGCCCAGGUUCUCCUUCACAGAGCUCAGGGUGCUGCUGGAUGCUGUGAAGAAGAACAGAUACAUCCUCCUCAAGAAGUUCAACCAAGGAGUCCCAGCAGAGGACAAGAAACGCACCUGGACGGACAUCACCAACCAGGUCAACUGUCUGGGAGAGAACCACAGACAGGUGCGUCAGAUCAUGAAGAAGUGGGCCGACCUGAAGUGCGACGGAAAGCGGCGCAUCGCGGCCAUGCGGGGGCCCAACGGCAGCAGCGUGAGGAAGAAGGGGCUGGGCCCCGUGGAGAAGAUGGUCCACAAGAUCCUCAAGUUGAGCCCCAACAGAGACGUGGACAGCGACAGCGACCUGGAGGGGGCGGAGCUAUACAAGCGCUACGGGCGAGGCCCCGCCCCCUACCUGAGCCUCACCGACAGCCCCCCGGGGGGGGCCGCCUUCGACAUCUCGCCUCUGUCCUCCCCAGAGAAAGACAUCGGUGACCAGCUCCAGUCAUCGUCAGAGGUGGACCUGGCAGAGGACGGAGAUGUGGACAGCGACAGCGACCUGGAGGGGGCGGAGCUAUACAAGCGCUACGGGCGAGGCCCCGCCCCCUACCUGAGCCUCACCGACAGCCCCCCGGGGGGGGCCGCCUUCGACAUCUCGCCUCUGUCCUCCCCAGAGAAAGACAUCGGCGACCAGCUCCAGUCCUCGUCAGAGGUGGACCUGGCAGAGGACGGAGGUGAGAGGGCCGGUUCCCGUUUCCAUGGCGUUUUCUCCCUGUUUCCAUGA